AACAACAACAUGUGCUACACAUACGCUGUAGUCCAAGUAUACAAACGAAAUAAAUAAAAAAAACAAAAAGAAAUUAAGAUAUUUUGGCCCAACUUCAAAACAUACAAAUCGUUUGUGUAUUGCUCUGUUAAUUGACCACAAUACGAUGGGGCCGUCGCACGUUGGAGGUACAACACACAUAAUGCCAAAUUUAAAUUAGUUUCCCAAGAAUCACACAGCCAGCUAAAAGAUUAUUACAUAGCCCUCCAACAUUCGAGAUUUGAGAAAUUGAAAAAAAAAAUUGAAAAAUAAUGCAAAAUUUUAGUGAAAAAGUCAUAUUCACCGCGGACAAUAAUGCACAAUUUGGCAGACACUUGAAAGCAGCCAUUGAUGUUGAGGCCGGUGAUGUGUUGAUCGAGGAAUCACCACUCUUGGUGACAACCCAUUGGGAAUGUGAACAAAUGAAAUGUGCCAAAUGUUGUGAGGAUUCGUUUGUAAUUUGCAAAAAAUGCAACUUCUUUCCGCUGUGCAUGGACUGCACGGAACAUGAUCCGUUUGAAUGUGAGUUCUUUUGUAAUGCCACCAAAGCGAUUUCCAAAAAUCUGCUCAUCAACAAUUAUGCCCUGAAUUCGAUUAUAAAACUCCUGAUGGUCAUUGAAAAUCCCAAAUCGUUGGAUUCUUGUACAAAUCUAACGCCAAAUAAUUUCAAAUUGAAUGAAUAUCGUGAUACGGAAAUGUGGAUGGAUCAUGCCACCAAUAUUGUCCAACCCCUGCUACAUUCGGGUCUAAUGGAUUGCCUCAGGAAUUUACAGAAGGCCAAAGGCGAUAUGCGUGAUGCAGAUUUUUUACACAAACUCUGUAUAUUGAUUGAUGCCAAUGCUUUUGAGGUUUCCAGUAAGGUGACGGGAGAUUCGUUAAAGGGCUUGUAUGUGCAUGCCUCGAAAAUGCCGCAUCACUGUGUACCGAAUACGGCCACCGCUAUAGAUGAUGAUUAUAAUAUGAAAAUUUAUGCUGCGGUACCCAUAAAGGCGGGAGAAGUCAUCUACAAUUCCUAUACGAAUCCAUUGAUGGGAACAGUACAAAGACAACAUCACUUGCGCCUGACACGGCACAUUGAAUGCCAAUGCUUCCGUUGCAGGGAUCCCACCGAACUGGAUACCCACAUGAGUUCUCUCAAGUGUAAACAAUGCCCCGAUGGCUAUGCCAUUUGCUCCCACGGCAAAUGGCAGUGUUUGGAUUGCCAGGCCAUUACCGAUCCAGUUUUUGCCCAAAAGCUACUCGUCCAGGCCUCCGAAGAUAUUGGCAAUGCCAAUGGCGAUGUUAUGACCUAUGAGGAGUUGUUGCGCAAAUAUUCCUCCGAUUUCCAUCCAAAUCAUUUUCUCUUGAUUGACAUUAAACAAAAUAUUGCCACGGUGCUGAGGGCUGUCCUCAUCAAUUCCAUGCGUGAACCCAAUAAAGACAUAUUGCGCCGACGUCUAGAGUUGUGUGAAGAAAUACUGCCGGUGGUGCGAGCUGUCAUACCGGGCUAUUCCAAGUUGUAUGCCAUAGCUUUGUAUGAAUAUUUAUUGUCAUUCCUGGAAUUGGCCGAAUUGGAUUUUCGCAGCAAGGAGAUACCGAAAGAUAUGUAUAUUGAAAAAUUACAUGUGGCCCGAGAAAUUGCCCUGGAAUCCAAAGACUUGUUAUCCUUUGAGCCGCCGAAUUCACCCGAAGGCCAUCUGGUGCGACGCAUUGCCAUACAGCAGGAACAAAUUGAAGAGAGUUUGAGUAAAUUUGAAAAUAAAUAGGAAAAUAUGAAAUUAGUUUUAGAAAAAAAGGGGAAAUAAAUUAAAAAAAAAAAUAAAAAAA
Molecule: messenger RNA, 1824 nt
Organism: Musca domestica (house fly)
Lineage: Eukaryota; Metazoa; Arthropoda; Insecta; Diptera; Muscidae
Gene: SmydA-7
Product: SET domain-containing protein SmydA-8
Exons: 5
Coding region: 291-1763 (490 amino acids)
Molecular function (GO): protein binding
Source: RefSeq, a predicted model, not a curated record